AUGAUCGAAGCGUCUGAAGACGCCAAAGACGAGCGCAAACGGCGACGAAGAGAAAAGCGAGCCAGGCUUGGACUUCCGCCCUCCAAGGAGAGUGCGCAGGACCUCCGUUCUUCAAAGACAAAAGGCCGGCCAGUCCAGCAAGUCUCGGGGGCUGAGGUGGAAUCCUCAGCAUCUGAUGACGACGCUCCCCUCGUGCAAGCGAGGGCACGAAGCAACACACCUCUACCGCAUCCCAGUCAGCCAGAUAAUCCCCUUGGAUCGCACAAAAUAUCCUUCCGACUCAAGGCCCGCAAUCCUGCUCCUGAAAAAAUGUCCGUUUCUACUACUCCACGCCCAAGAAUAGCGGCACCUGAGCCUGUUGCUAUAACCAUGACGGACGACCGCGCUAAGAGGAGAACCCUUCCACAUAUCCUGCACAGGGCCAAAGAACAGCGAAAAUCUUCUGCAGAUGAAAACAACAAAACUUGGAAACUCUAUUCGACUUCGAACAAGUUUGAAAAGGCCACACGACAGGAUCAUGAACCACUUCAAGAACAGUUGGAAUUACAAAAGCCUGGAGACUGGACGCCAUUUCAAAUGUCCUCGUAUUUGAGAGAGAAACGAAGCAAAGAAAAUGACAGUCUCUUUGUGGAGCAAGAUGAUGACGAUGACGAUGACGAUGACGAUGACGAUAUGAAUAUUGACGCCCCUUCGACGCCGUUAUUCAAUAGCACACAUAGCUCUCCAAUCUUGACUAGUACUACUUUCGAAAAGCAGCUACAAAUUUCGCCGGUGCAAAAUAAAAACAAUUUUCAAUUCUUGUCAAAGCCCCCGACAGGCCCCCGUUUUCUCACUUCUCCUAAGAAAAUCUACCGGGUGAACAGUCGUGAACUGAGUAAAAAGUCAGAUCUCCUAUGUUUGCUUUCAUAUGGUUCCGACGAGGUAGAAGUUGGAGAGGUUCGAAAUAUCGAUCUUGUCUUCGAUGAACUCUGCAGCUUGAACCAUUAUCGCGCCAUCACAAAUGAGACAGGGAAUGACAUUCAGUUCAACGGCUGCAUUACUGCCUUUAGUGAUACCCAGGAAAAACUCAACCAAUUUGGCAAGCUCUUGCUAGAAAAAGAUUUCGUUGCCAUGGCAAGGAUUCCAAACAAAUUUUACCCUCAUUUUUCAAUUACGCUCCUCUGUUUUCCAGCGCAGUCAAGAGGUUUCUCAUUCUUGAAUAGAUACUCGUACGAGGCUGCAGAGGGAUCACUCCGCAUUGCAGGCGUUAUUGGUCUAUUACCGCGUGUGUCUCAGACAAGAGUUCGCCGACAUGUUGAUAAUGGAAGCGAACACGGAAACUCUAGCAGGCUGGAAAGGCCGGAGCGACAAGGACGGUUUUACGAAUCAACAUAUUCUCAAAAGGAAGAUUUGCUUUCUCAGAGGCGCUUAUCUCUAGGGGCGCCUUCUGUUUCACGUGCAGACAUGCAACCUUUUUCGACAAUAUCCACACCAAACCCUCUGAAAGUACGAAAGGUUUCAAAGACACCCAUAUCCCCUUCAAAGAAAUCUUCCGAUAAGAACACCGAAACAGUCCCAACGCUCAACUCAGAUGACACGGGCCCCAGCAUUCCUCAAAAACUCCAGUUAAAUACUUCAAUGGCCAAAAAGACGCAGAUUCUAGGCAACACUUUGUCCGCUGAGCCCGAAUCGGUAGACAUUAGCCCAUUGACAACCUCUUUUAAUGGAAGGAGUGUUGUUAAUUCAGUCCCUAAGUCUACAGUUCAAAAAUUACAGUCGGCAAGCUCGGGUCUUGGUGGUGACAAGAGACCAGUCACGGGGUCUACUCCUCCACAUGGUGGAAAGGCCGUUGAACCAAGUCCCGAUACAAGAUCUGUUAGGCCGUUGUCUACUAUAUCAGAUGCAAUGGACAUUGCUGAUUCGUCGAUGGACUAUCUUCUGGCUUCUGGGAACGCCCCGCUACCUGCUGCGGACACAUCAAUGAAUGAACAACCAACGGACAGCGCUGGGGGCAGGCAGGAUGUGGAAAUGUUGGAUGCAAGCGCCAUGGAAAACGUCAAUGUCGAAGAUUACUUAAAGGAGGCAUUCCCUAAAGCGUUCAAGUUGAAUUUCAAUAACAUUGCUGCUAUAACUAGCAACAACCGAACCAAAUCAACAAAUUGCUUCUAUUUGCAUUUCCCGGAAGAGGCAAGUGCGGAUUUUCAGAUACUAGAGAAGUAUCUCGACAGCCACUUUGCAAUUGUUCUUUCAAACCGCCGGGCAAACGAUUGGGAGAAGUUCACAAAGUCACAUUCAGGAGUUGCAUUGUUCCACCAUAGUUUUAUGCGUUAUUAUGCGCUCCCCGGCUUAUACAGGCUCACCAGGAAUACGUCGUUUAACUUUUGGAAUGUCUCACUGAGUGGAAAGAUUCCCGGCCUUGAUCAGGAAGUGAACUUUCAGAGGAUUUUCCCUAAUGGGGCAGGUUUUCUUAUGACCGAGGACUUUAUGCUGCAUGAAAUGGACGCAGCGAUCAUCAUCCUGGCUUGGUUCCGAGAGAACUCAAAGUCAAAGCUUCCAGGAAGUUACAGGAUGAUGUUCCGUCCAGAUAUUAUGAACUGGCUGAAUGCAAUGUCUGAGAAAGACCCCCGCUUUAAUGUCAUGGCUGUUCUGAUUGGCGAUAUUGCUUGUCGAGGCGAUUCAUCAAAUUGGCCGACUGAACCUCGCGAUCUUGACCAGUUUGCUGAUCCGUUACUCCAAAGCCCUGCGGUCUCUCUCCAAAAUAUGCCGAAGCCGAAGCACAGUUCUCUAGAGACCAAUUCUGGAGCUCUUUUUGAUCAAGCAACCCAACAACAGAAUGGAGACUAUGUAUGUGAGAUAUUCUCUGCCUGGGCGCUUCUCAACGCGGCGUCGAUGCGACGGUUCUGCAUCAUCACGCAUGAUGAGCCAAGAGAGCUGUGGCGAAGCUGGGCUCACCUCGAGAUAAGCCGCGGCCCCAAUGAAUUUUACCAGAAAUGGGGUGUCCACAAAGAACACUACACGAAAUGGUUGGCCCAAGAUACGUCGAAACUACCGGCAACUGCAAUGCCAGGCAAUCAAACGCCCCAUGGAGCGGGAUCUCCAGUGAAAUCUGUAUGA
Talaromyces rugulosus is the source of this 3093-nucleotide messenger RNA. RefSeq lists its product as uncharacterized. The coding region runs from base 1 to 3093 and encodes 1030 amino acids. The record is from RefSeq and is a predicted model, not a curated record. NCBI's taxonomy places the organism in Eukaryota, Fungi, Ascomycota, Eurotiomycetes, Eurotiales, Trichocomaceae. The transcript is spliced from 6 exons.